ACAGAUAUUACCAUAUUUUUCUAAUGUUCAUCACAAAUGGAAAAGGGAAAACUUUUUACAUAUUCUGUUGAUGAUUUGAUUGAAAAACCAGUUGAAUGGGAAGAAUGUGGGAAAUGUUUGUCUGCAUUUGACAAGCAACUCCGAAAUGCAUGGGAUAAGGCAGUAAAGGAUGGUUUGUUUCGCUACUCAUUGGAUGAUCUUGUUUACAAGAAGUUGAAUUUACAGCAAAAUGAAGACUUUCCUGUCCCUUGUGUCGCUCAGCUGAACCCACAGCGAGCAGUGAACAGAAGGAAAAGAGAAUGUUUUGAAUCUAUGAAUGAUGAUUUUGAUGAAAAACAAUUCAACUUCACAAAAAUAGCAAGACAAGAAAUUUUAAUGGAAGUUUGCUUAAAAUCUGAUGACAAGGUCAUAACAAAAGAAAAAACUGAGAUUUUGUUGAAUAUCAGUCCAAUUGAAUAUGGUCAUAUUCUAAUUGCGACUAAUUUGAGCGAUUGUCUCCCACAAAAACUAACAGUGAAAUCACUACAAAUUGCCUUUGAUAUUCUACAGCUAAGCUCCCAGCCAGGUUUUCGGCUUGGGUUCAACAGUCUGCAUGCAUGGGCUUCAAUCAAUCAUUUGCAUUUCCAUGGAAUGUACUGCGAUCACGAAAUUUUUGGUGAUAUAUUGCCUGCAGAAUAUCAUUUAUCAAGUUCAUGUGCACUAAUCAAUAUAGCAAGUCCUCUGCCUGCAUUUGUCUUUGUUGUUCCUGAUGGUAACAAAGGCAGGCGAAAGAUUGCAGAAUAUGUUGUGAAAGUUACUGAUUAUCUUCAUCAAACAUCCACACCAUACAAUAUACUUUUGAAUCGAGGAAAAUUGCUUCGGAAAGAUGGUACUCAAAGUGAUAAAUGGACAACCAGAGCCUUGGUAUUUCCCCGAAAAUCAAGCAAAAAGCUUCAACCUGCUGAACCGUUUGAUGUAGCAUGUAUAGAAGUUGGUGGACAUUUUCCUGUGAAGGCUAAGGCAUCGUUCGAAGAUUUAACGAAUACUAAAGUUUCAAAUUGCCUGAAAGAAGCUGCGUUAGAAGAAGAUGUUUUUAAUGAUAUUGUCCAAUAUGUCAAAAUCUUACUGAGGGGCUAAAUGAUUGAAAAGUAUGUUGAAUGCAAAUUUUUGCAGUUUUAAUUUUUUUUUUAAUCAAUUACAAUCAACAAUCAAUCGCACAACCGCCCGGACUGUAACGAUGCCAGUAGUUUAGCUGGGCUGGUCUGAAAGUGGGCAUCAAUCAUUACUGAAAUUUACACAUCACGAUUACGUAAAUUUCCAACGAAAAAGUCGAUUGGCAGAGGGCAUAUACAGGCUUGUUUCCAAAUAAUUGAUAGACUUCAUGCUCUAGUCUGCGUGUGCUAUUUUGGAACAAGAAAUUUUCCGCUUGCAGCUCUGACAUUUUCAUUUAAUGGUUAUAUGUCAAUCAUUUCGGCAACUGUACUCUGACAUAUAUUUAAACAUUAAAAAAGUGGACAGACAAUAAA
Styela clava is the source of this 1505-nucleotide messenger RNA. RefSeq names its product GDP-D-glucose phosphorylase 1-like. NCBI's taxonomy places the organism in Eukaryota, Metazoa, Chordata, Ascidiacea, Stolidobranchia, Styelidae. Gene Ontology annotation, biological process: glucose metabolic process. Gene Ontology annotation, molecular function: GDP-D-glucose phosphorylase activity. Gene Ontology annotation, cellular component: cytoplasm. The record is from RefSeq and is a predicted model, not a curated record.